AUGUCAACCAGUCAGUCAGUUUUGAAGGACCAGCAACAAUCACUUGUGGAAAUUGAAAUUUUGAAAAAAAAUGUUAGAGAUCUGGAAGGUCAGAGUACUCAAAAGGAAACCCUAUUAAAGGAAAAUGAUGUUAAAGGAAGCUUUGAAGGUUCCCUGUCAUCUGAGAAAGCUAAGAUAACUACCUCAUCAAUUGAUUCAAAAUUAGCAAGCUUGCUGCCAGGAACCUUAGUUACUUCCUCAACAAACACAAUUCCACAUAUUCAAAGUCAAAUCGAGUUCAACCCAAGGAAGUCAGAUGUUGAAAAAGAUGGGAAGGUGAUUCCUGUGAUAAAUCCUCAAGACUUGAAAGCUGAUGAUCUCAUCAAUAUGCUUCAAUCUAUGGAGGAUGAUUAUGGUGGUAGAUCACCAAUAUCGUCUGCUUCUGCUGUUGCUGCCCCUGAAGAUGAGCUUGUUGCAAAGGCCCUUGCUGACUUGGAAGACUGCUUGAAGAUGUCUCUUAAGGACAUAGCAACCUCAGAAGCCAAUAGUCUUCGUCUACAAACAGCUCUCAACUUCUUGUCGCGCCUCUCCUUGGAAGAUGGAGCUAUAUCCCGUGGAGUUAUGGCUAUGAUAAAAUCUAUGCAUAAAGAUUUUCCUAUCAUUUUGUCUUCUUUCAAGCAAGCAUUUGCCAUUGUCAAUAAAUUUGCAGACCUUGAAGAAAGAGAUAUGAGGAUCAAGGAGGAGCUAACUCAACGAAAGGAGGCUGCUAUUGCUCUUCUUUCCAAAAUGUCCAAGACCCAGAGGUUUAUGGAUGAAGCUGAAGAGAAGGAAGCUAGGCUGAAGGAGCAGAUCUCUAUGUUGGAGAAACAGAGAAAAGAUUGUGAGGCUGAAAUGUUGUCUCUUCAAGAGCAAAAGAGGAAGUAUAUUGCAGAAACAGAAGAGUUCAAGAAGGAGGCUGAGACUGUGAGAAAAGAGAAGUCUGAGAUGGUGGAAGAUCAAAGAAAUGCUCGGCAACAAUUGUUUGAGGCUGAUCAUAAAUGGUCAGUCUUAGGCAGCCAGUUUGAGCAGAAAAUUGCUAGCAGAAACCUCUCUUAA
This is a messenger RNA of Neltuma alba, 1074 nucleotides long. RefSeq lists its product as uncharacterized. NCBI's taxonomy places the organism in Eukaryota, Viridiplantae, Streptophyta, Magnoliopsida, Fabales, Fabaceae. The record is from RefSeq and is a predicted model, not a curated record. The transcript is spliced from 4 exons. The coding region runs from base 1 to 1074 and encodes 357 amino acids.